Molecule: messenger RNA, 1512 nt
Organism: Arabis nemorensis
Lineage: Eukaryota; Viridiplantae; Streptophyta; Magnoliopsida; Brassicales; Brassicaceae
Source: the annotation of a GenBank genome assembly
AUGUUUGAUGAUGAGACCAAGACCCACCUUGAGCAGCUAGAACUCAUCGACGAAUUACAGAAACUCGGGGUUUCGUAUCAUUUUGAGCGAGAAAUUAAAAAUAUUUUGGUGAAGAUUUAUCAUAAAAAUGUAAGAGAGUACGAAGAGAAAGAAGAUCUACAUGCCACAACACUCAAAUUUCGACUCCUUAGAGAACAUGGUUUCAAUGUCUCAGAAGGCAUUUUUGAUGUGUUCAUCAACCAAAUAGAAGAUGGUUCAUUUGAGAGUGAUGACAUGACGAGUAUCAUCUCUCUCUAUGAAGCAUCGUAUGUUGCGACGAAAUGGGAUACUAAAUUGCUUAAAGUCAUUAGGCCUUAUGCAAACCAACAAUUGAGAAAAUUUGUUGAUAGUGAUGAUCAUGGCAUUCACAAUAUUAAGGUUCUUGAGAUGGCCGUCCAAGCGCUAGAGAUGCCGUACCAUUGGAGAAUGAAAAGGCUAGAGACAAGACGGUACAUAGAUGCAUACACAAAGAAACAUGAUGUCUUGAUUGAAUUCGCCAAGAUCGAUUUUAAUAUCGUACAAGCUGUCCAUCAAGAAGAACUCAAAACUGUCUCAAGCUGGUGGAAGGAGACAGGUUUGGGUAAUCAACUCUACUUUGCAAGAGAUAGAAUCGUGGAGAAUUAUUUUUGGACUGUUGGACAAAUCCAAGAGCCUCAAUUUGGAUAUGUUCGACGAAUAAUGACUAAAAUAAAUGCACUUAUUACAACCAUCGAUGACAUCUACGAUGUCUAUGGCACUAUUGAUGAACUUCAACAAUUCACUGCCAUGGUUGAAAAUUGGAAUGUAAAGAGCCUUGAUGAACUUCCCGAGUACAUGAAGUUGUGUUUUCUUGUUUUGUACAACGAAACUAAUAGCAUUGGAUGUGAUAUUCUCAAAGAUAAGAAUAUUAAUGUGAUCCGUUUCCUACAAAAAUCAUGGGCAGAUUUAUGUAAAGCAUAUCUAAUUGAAGCCCAAUGGCACACAAAAAAACACAAACCUAAUGUUGAAGAGUACAUGCGAAAUGCUUGGAUUUCAGUCUCAGCCCCAACUUCAUUAGUACACUUCUACUGUAUUUUCUGCGACCCAAUCUCUAGUCAGGUAUUAGAAACUUUGUCCCAACACCAACAACAUGUUGUUCGAUGCUCAGCCACCGUGCUUCGCCUAGCAAACGACCUUGGAACCUCACCGGAUGAAUUGAAAAGAGGAGACGUUCUCAAAUCGGUCCAGUGUUACAUGAAUGAGACGGGAGCUUCGGAAGAGAAGGCGUGCACGUACGUGCAGCAAAUGAUCAGCGACACAUGGAAUGAGAUGAAUUACGAGAUAAUUUCACACGAUUCAUCACCUCUUCCACGGGGGUUUGUGGAAGCUGCAAUAAAUCUUGCACGCAUGUCGCAAUGCAUGUAUCAAUAUGGUGAUGGCCAUGGCUCUCCCGACAAGGCUAAGACCGUUGAUCGUGUCUUGUCUUUAUUAGUUAAUCCAGUUCCAUUAGACUGA